Echinostoma caproni is the source of this 267-nucleotide messenger RNA. The record is from the annotation of a GenBank genome assembly. NCBI's taxonomy places the organism in Eukaryota, Metazoa, Platyhelminthes, Trematoda, Plagiorchiida, Echinostomatidae.
AUGAUCAAAUCUGAUUGUGAAGGAAAUAAAGAAAUGGAUCCGCCGGACUCUCGGACAAAUUUACUGUCACGCUAUUUGGAAGAAUUUGUUUUGUCCGUUCAGGCACCCCCCACAAAUCUAAAAUGGCCUGAUUCCGGAUCCGAUUCCAUGCUAUCCCAUUACGCUCAUCCCAAACUUUGUCAGGCCCCUUGCUCGUCCAAUUCGGACGAGUACCGGUCAAUUCAUAGUGUAUCCUCUCCGGAUGAGGUAUUAGAUUUAUCAACCAGG